Aphanomyces invadans is the source of this 7661-nucleotide messenger RNA. RefSeq lists its product as hypothetical. The transcript has 14 exons. The record is from RefSeq and is a predicted model, not a curated record. Gene Ontology annotation, biological process: monoatomic ion transport; transmembrane transport. Gene Ontology annotation, cellular component: membrane. Gene Ontology annotation, molecular function: monoatomic ion channel activity; protein-containing complex binding; zinc ion binding. Lineage: Eukaryota; Oomycota; Saprolegniomycetes; Saprolegniales; Verrucalvaceae. The coding region runs from base 14 to 5497 and encodes 1827 amino acids.
AUUUGGUGGCCCCAUGGGCGGCAAGAUGGUCGCGACAUCUGCGACAGGAUCGAGCAGGGUGGCACCCGUGCUUCUUGGAGACGCGUCCCACGCAUCAGGCAACAGCUUUACACUCCGUCGUAGCAAGUUGUCGUGGGAAAUCACGUACACGAAGACGGGAACGUUUGACCCGGACGCGUUCAGGAUGCUGCUGUGGCAGAUGGUGCUGUUGUUGUGCAUCGUCAUUCAGGCGUGGGUCGUGCCGUUCCUCGUGUGCUUUGAACACAUCCAUCCCGAACUCCAGGACGGGUCGUGGCUGAUGAAGCUCACGUGUGUGUUGGAGGUUCCGUUCGCGGUUGACAUGUACGUCCAGUCGCGCAUGGGGUACUACGACAUGGGCAACUUGAUUCGAAACGCCAAGAGCUCGCAGCGAAGGUACUUGAAGUCGCGGAGGUUUGUCAUGGACGUUGCCGCCAUCGUGCCGCUGCCGUGGGUGUUUUGGAGCACGAGCGGCAUCUACCUCGCCAACAAGCUUCUUCGGUUCCACAAGCUGCCCGUGUAUACCCUUGCGUUCGACAAGGUCUUGGCGCGGUACUUUACGUUUUGCAAAGUUGUCAAGGCUGUCGUGGUCAUUCAUUUCUUUUGUCACUACAUGGCGUCGCUUUACGCAGCAUUUGGCAUGUCCCCCGAGAAAGGGUACUGGAAAUUGCACGGGUCCGAGGACUUAGAACACCAGCAUGUGCUCACGACGUACUUUUCGGCCCUCUUUUGGUCCCAAGGGCUUGUGUCCAAAGUCGUAGAAGGAGAUAUCCCGCGCACACUUGCCCAAACUCUCUUCACAAUAGUUGUGAUGCUGGGGGGAUUUUUGCUCUUUGUCUACAUAUGCGGGACCUUGUUUAUGAUAUCGAAAUGCGACGCCAACAGCACGGAGCGAUUCAAUUCAAAGAUCAACCAGCUUCGACAUGCAUUGUCGUACCACCAAGUCCCGUCGAGUGUGCAAGAGCGCGCGAUCGAGUACUUGGAGAACGGGUUCAAGAGCGGGGAAUCGAAUGAUCGCAACACGAUGAAAUUACUCUGCCCGUCCAUUUCGAAAGACAUCAAGUUCUCGCUGCUCAAAGACAUGACGUUGGGAGUGCCGUUUUUCAAGUGCUGCAGCGCCGCCGUGCUUCGAGCAUUGAUCGACUUGAUGGAGACGCAGUCGCUUCCAACCAACUUUAUUGUCAGUAAGGCUGGCGACCACGAAACUGGCAUCUACAUUGUCCAGUCUGGUGUGCUCGCCGUGCUCCACAACGACACCAAGGUUCGAGAGGUUCGAAAAGGCGGGUUUGUCGGCGAGUUAUCCCUCUUUUCCAACCAAGUUCGGUCGACCACAGUGGCAACUGCAACGUUUUGCAUCCUACACAAACUCUCGCGAAGCCACAUCCACCGUGUUCUACGGGCGUACCCACAGUUCAAGUCGGAGAUCAUGGCGUGCGUAAAAACCAUGUUGGCUGAACGCGAUCGGGACGGGUCCGACCCCAAGCAAACCCGCGCCAAGAAGCCCAUCAAGGCGGCUGCGAACUGGCGCUCCUUGCGGCAGCACCUGGGCAGUGCCAAGAACCAUCUUCUUGCUCAAAACCUUGUCACGGCGUCCAAUUCAGUUGAUCCAGUCGUCGUGGCAAGUCCGGUGGCUCUCGGAGGCAGCAUGCGACGGUCAAGCAUGCACUUUGUCGAGUUCAAACAAACGUCGGUUGUGGCGCUAGGCCAAGGCGUGACAUCAAAGGACAAGGAUCAAGGCAUCGUCAAGUCCAUGUUGUUGCUGCGUUGCAUAAGACACAUGCGCGAAUGGAAGCUUCAGCAUUGCUUGAUGAAGCACGCCAUCCAUCGCAAGUCGAAAUUUCGCCUCGUUUGGCUCGUCUGCGUCAUGCUCACGAAUCUAUACAACACCAUCACGGUUCCCUUGGUCAACACGUUUCAGCUCAUCGGGUACCCGACCCACGUUCUCGUUCUCAACACUGUGGCGGACGUCGUGCUUUGUGUUGAUAUUUAUCUGAACUUCCACUUGUCGCAUGUGGUCGAAGCCGAAGAAAUCGUCGACACCGUCCAAUGCGCGCAGCGGUACUUGCGAUCGACGUUCUUCUUUGACGUGCUCUGUGCCUUCCCGUUCUGGGUCAUGAGUCCGUCGCACCACGCGCUGUUUCGGUUUUGCCGCCUCUUGAGAUGCGUCUAUUUGCAGGCCAACUUGACUGAAGUCGAGGAGUUUGUACCUAUUGGCAGUCGAAAGCGCAUUGUCCUGCUCGGCAUAGGCCUCUUCGUGUGCUACCACUUUGCCGGGUGUAUGGUCCACUCGUUGACGUUUGCGAUGGGAUUCACCUCCAACUCGCACGGAUGGCUGCCGCCAAAGUCUCUCCAGCUGGACAACGUGUUCAGCGAAACCACCGGUGCCUUGAUAGGGUAUCACUACAUGGACGGUUCCGUGUUUGUGCCGGUGGACGACGCGUUGGUGACCAAAGUGCUUGUCAAGCAGUACGUGCGAAGCCUCCACAACGGGGCAGUGUGUCUCACGAGUCUGAGCCUGACGUUGGAGCCCGACGUCCUGCCAGAGUAUGUUUUGGCGGUGGUGCUCAUGCUCAGCGGCAUGCUCGUCAUCUCGCUUGUGAUUGAUGAAGUCCAGAAACGCGUGACGGCGUCCGACUUGGACCAGAUGGAGUUUUUGUCGUUACGAUCGCGCGUCAUGCACUUUUUGCACAUCCAAAAGGCGCCGCUGGAGAUCCAUCGCCGAGUUUCGUCGUCGAUGGACUUUUGGUGGAGUAUUCACCGUGGCGCGAACAUCAACGAGAUGUUGAGAGAGGUGCCCAACAGCAUCCGGCGCGACAUUUACAGCUCUAUUUGUGCUCCAGUGUUGGACUUGAUGGAACAAAUGGACGGCAUCAAGCCGCACUUGGAACAACUGACCGGACUGUUCCUCGACAACGUGGUUAUUCACUUGUACGGCCAAGGGGAGAUCAUGUACCGCCGGGGAGAUUACGCCGAUGCGUUGUACGUCUUGUUGGUCGGUGACAUCGUCUUGGUCGCCAACACGCGGUCUUCCAAAGCCAUGCCCCAGCGAUACGUGAAGCCAGGCGAGAUUUUUGGCUGCUCGAGUUUGUACAUGGGAAAGGACUGCGGAGUUCACGUCGACAACGCCAUCGCUCGAAGUGCUUGCGUCGUCGCGUUGGUCGAUCGACCAACCAUUCAAUCGUUGAAUGCGAAAUUCCCUACAUUUUGCACCAAUUUGCUGAAGAAGGAACAGAAAUUGCUGGCCGAGCACCGGGCCAUGACGCGGUUACUCGAGCAGAAAGAAUUGGCUGUAUUGACUAGUCAAAAAAACAACGGGACGAUCGACCCCGAUUCCAAUGUUUCCGUCGCAUGGGAGACUAUCCUGUUCUUUGGAGCAGUGUUUCAGCUGAUCCGAGUGCCGUACUUGUUGGCGUUUGGAGUCGCCCCAACGAUCAACGGGCGCGACAUGGUUGCGAUCGUGGUCGAAGUCCUCUUUGCUGUCGAUAUCGUGCUCAAGACGCGAACCGGGUAUUACUCGUUUGGAAACAAGGUGACGGACAAGGUCAAAAUACGCCAACGGUACUUGCUCUCGAUGACGUUCGUGAUGGAUGUCGUGGCUGUGCUGCCCGUGGACCUCGUCAACGUCGUCACGUCGAAACGUAUGGAAUGGCUCAACGCCAACAAACUCGUACGUCUGCUCAAGUUGUCGUCGCGUAUCGAAAAUCUCGAGCGGCACUACUACAACGUCAGCAUUCCCAUCCGAGUGUUUAAGCUCGUCUUUUACACGUUCCUCCUCGCCCACUUUAUCGGGUGUACGUGGUACAACUUUGCAAGCGAUGCGGCCGACGUCAUGGAUUACAAUGGCGAGAACCAAUUCGGACGGUACCCGUGGCUUCCCGACAAGAACAUGGAUGUCGCCAAUGCCAACACGUCGGAAAUGCACAAAUACCUCCGCGUCCUGUUUUGGGGCUUGGGGCUGUCGCUCGGUUUUUACAAGGGCGAGCACCCCGAAACAAUCCCCGAGUACAUCUUCACAAUUGUUGUCCAAACCGUCGGCGUGUUUCUGCUCGCGUACCUCAUCGGCAACCUCCUUGACAUCGUGGGCGUCACGGAAGGCAACAAUCGCGUGUUUUACAGCAACUUGAAUUUUGUUCGAAAGCUGACCGAGUACUUUGAGUUUUCCGACGACGUCAAGGCCAAGAUCCAGCACUAUUACUUUUACCGGUUGUUUCAUAGCAUUCAUGAAGAGCACGUCCUGACCCAGUGCUUGCCGCAGUCGCUCGUCGCGGACAUUCGGCUGUUCUUGUUGACGCCCAUGUUGAAAAAAGUCCCGUUCUUCCAAAACGAGACGGCGACCUCCAACAUUACGCGGUCGUUGGUGCGCCAGUUGACCCAAGUCCUCGUGACUCGCCAUGAAAUUGUGUGCCGUCAGAACGAAAUUGGCGUCGACAUGUACUUUGUCUUCACGGGGUGUUUGGAGGUGUACGUGGCGUCUUCCCAAGUGCACGGGAACCACGGCAUUGAAUUCGUCAACCAUCGCGGUACUAAGGUCAACGAAAUCGUGGCCGGGUCGUUUUUUGGCGAAAAGUCGUUGUUUUCGGACCAGCCCCGCAACGCGUCGAUCGAGGCCAAGACGUUUUGCACGUUGUACCGGUUAUCGCGCAACCAUUUGGAAUCGGUCUUUGCGCAACAUCCUGAAUGGAAGGUCAAGGUCAUGCAAAUUGUAACCAAGAUUUACGAAGUUCAAGCCAAGGCGUAUCGCGAGCGGUUGGCAAGUGAAGCCGUUGGCCACAAGACCGAAGGCAUUCGACAGAAUGGGUCGACCAAAGGACCCGUCGAAAGUGCGUGCAGCAUUCACAACCUGUCGUCGGGGUUCGAGGACAACGACGUGGUCGUGACCGCACCGUGGAGGCACACGUGGAAACGAAACCUCAUGUCGAUCGAGAUCCAGUCGCGUUGGUAUCGCGUCUUUCUCGUGAUGUUGUGUGCCGCAUUGUUGUACAUUGCCCUGAGCGUGCCGUACUUUGUUACGUUUGGACAAUCCGCCGACACGUCCUCGAUCAGCAUCGCUAUCGUGGCGCUCAACAUCCUGUCGGACGUUGUGUUUGCCUGUGAUAUUUGGUUCAAGAGCCACGUCGUCGAAACGACGGUGUCGCGCGAGUUUUACGAACAUUCGUAUCAUUACGAAGGCACGAGCAUCGCCUUGGACAUCCUCGCGAUCGUUCCAAUCGACUAUGCCGUGUCCCCCGUCGCCGGCAACGCGUAUAUUUGGCGUCUCAACCGGUUCAUGAAGCUUCGUCAGUUGGCCCAUGUCAUUGGCGAACUCCAGCGCUUCAGCAUGUCGUACGAAUUGCAUCGCCUUCAGACAAUGGCACUGUAUUACAGCGUCCUGUGUUACUGGACGGCAUGUGCAUUCUUUGGGUUGACGUUCGUCGUGGGGUUUAGCACCCAAUGGAACUCGUCGCUACCGCACGAAUAUUUUCAAGUGCGUACAACGUAGUUGUGACGGUGAUGAGCGUGUGCCGUCGAAUUCAUGCGUUUGUAGUCGUCGACGAAUCGCUCGGACGUACUGUUUUCGCUCCACCAAUUCGCGCGAUGCUGUUACUACGGCGUGAAUUUUUUCACGGGGUCCGGACGAGUGUACGAACCGACGGUGAGUUUACACUUUGUAUUCCACUGCAUCGUAGCCGUGUUUGGUGUCUUCGUGAUGGGAUACAUCAUCGGCGAAGGCUCGACGUUGUGCAUCUACCUCAUUCAAAACGAAGUCGACUACAAGAUCAACCAGAUGAACGUGAUGGACUUUUUGACUCGAAAACGCGUCGACGUCCACCUCCAUUCGCGCAUCCAGAAAUUCAUGACAUUUUGGUGGGCUUUUCAAAACGGGGUGCCGUACCAAAUGAUUCUCGAACAGCUGCCCAGUCGUAUACGUGCCCAGGCCAACAUCGACGUUGCACGGAGAAGUUUGUCUCGCUUUGCUGUGCGGUACAUUCGUCCGCUCGUCCACCAUACCCCCAUGGGCAUCGAUCCAGUCAUACACAGCAUAGCCCAUCGCUUGGUUUACGAAGGGUACCCCACCGGCGAAUCCGUCAUUGUGCAGGGAAACAUUGGUCACACCAUGUACUUUGUCUCGACAGGAGCGCUUGUGUCGGUGUCGACGAGCCACAACUUUGUCUCGGUGCGGUACGACGAAAACCAGUUCUUUGGCGACGAUGGUUUGUUCGAUCAUGCGGCACGCCACUACUCGGUCGUGACGUUGCGAGCGUGCGAUUUGUUGGCCCUGACGGCGAGUGCACUCAUGGCAGCGUUGCAUGAGCAUCCUCGCCUGUCAGAAUGCUGCAAAGUGGCCACAGACAUUGCGGCUCGGCUGUCGAAAGACCUGAACGGUCGACAAGUUGGUGCGAUGAACAUCGGCCGGAUGGUGUGCGACGAGCUGGUCCGAAACAUUUGCCAGCUCAAGUAUUUGAACCUGAUGGACUUCGAACCAGCAAACGUAAUGUUUGGCAACUUUAUCCACCUGUUUGUCCUGAGCAGACCGGUCGGGGUCGUCGACGCAGACAACACUACGAUCGAGGUUUGCCAGCACUGCGAAGAUCGGUCCGCCGACCAGUACUGCAAGCUUUGUCAUCAAGUGUUGUGCCCCCAGUGCGCCUGCGACAUCCACGACAACUCGUACUUUGCCUUCCAUACCAAAACCAUGACUAAGUUGGACAAACCCAUGUCCCGUCCGCUACUAUCAUUGACCCAAGGAAACGCGGCACCACAUCAAGUGCUGACCCAAGUCAGGGCUGGACCUCCCCCUCCCCCCGCGAGUUUGUGCGACCGCAUGUUUGGCAUUGUGCAGCAGGUCAUGCAACGGCAUCGGCGUCCUGAAGAAAUUAGCUCCAGAGUCAUUCACGUGUCGAGCGAUAUGAUGUCGGGGUCAUUUGAGGGAAGCGGAAACCACGAAGCGCCGAAACGACACGCCAAACACAGCCAUCACCGACGGUCCUCGCGACUAAGUCGCAAUAUCAGCUUGCGCGACGGCGUCCAGACUGUCCUGUUUGGGGGCAAGAGCAAUGCAGUUGUGCCUGCGUGGCAAGAUCGCCCAUCUCGUAGCCAAGGCGGCUCAUGUCGAGAAACCAAGCCCCUCGAUACGGCGGCUGCGAGGCGACGAGCAAGCGUCGAUGCCAACCAGCUCAUGAUGAAGCAACACGUCACAUCAAUAGCCCCGGUCGCAUCGCUCACUGCGACACAACGCACUCCUCCAUGGCCUGCGAAAAUUUCGACGGGAGGCCCUGUGCUUGUCGACCCAAUACAGCACGUCCCUUCCACGAAGGAUGGUGCCACUCGCAAUCUACACCAGAUAAGCCCCAACUACGACACGGGAACGACAGAAGGUCCGGCAAAGUUGCUCGUCGACUGCUCAGUGGACGGGCCAAGUCAACACGUUUUGGUUGCUGUACCCAAGACGGAAUAAGGCGAGAUAAUGUGCCAAGUGCUGCCUUCGGAGGCGCUUCCAUAAACAAUCCUGCCGACGGAUGGCCAACACAGUAAUGGGAUUACCAUGCCCAAAUGUAUACACUCGUACGACGCAUCACAACACCCGUGCCAACGUGGAGGCGCCAACGGAUCAUACGCUGAGAUAACGCAGCGACAUCAACAUAAUCGAGAAGAUCUGUUACUGC